AUGUCGAAUACGUAUGAUGUCGGCACCAAGGCCUGGCAGCCCGACUCGACCGAGGGCUGGGUCGCCUCGGAGGUCACCGCGAAACAGGUCGAUGGAGAGAAGGUGACUCUGGUUUUUGCCUUGGCAAAUGGCGAGGGCCGCACGGUUGAGACCACGCAGGCCGCCUUCCAGGCCGACUCGAUGAGCUCCACCCUUCCGCCUCUGAUGAACCCGGCCAUGCUCGAAGCCAGUGACGACUUGACGAACCUCUCACAUCUUAACGAACCGGCUGUGCUGCACGCCAUCAAGCUACGAUAUGCGCAAAAGGAAAUCUACACCUACUCGGGUUUGGUCCUGAUCGCGACCAACCCCUUCGCACGUGUCGACUCCCUCUAUGUCCCGGGAAUGGUUCAGGUAUACACUGGCAAGCCACGUGCCUCGCAGGCACCGCAUUUGUUCGCAAUCGCUGAAGAGGCUUUCGAUGACAUGUUGCGGAAUGGCAAGAACCAGACCAUCGUCGUCUCUGGUGAAUCCGGUGCCGGUAAGACAGUCAGUGCCAAGUACAUCAUGCGCUUCUUUGCAACCCGCGAGCCGCCGGAUCAGCCAAACGCGCGACCGCGAGGUCGUGUCGACACCAUGAGCGAGACCGAAGAGCGGAUUCUCGCAACCAACCCGGUCAUGGAAGCCUUCGGUAACGCAAAGACGACUCGAAACGACAACUCCUCGCGUUUCGGCAAAUACAUCGAGAUCAUGUUCAACGAGAACACCGACAUCAACGGCGCUCGGAUACGGACAUACCUGCUGGAACGCUCACGAUUGGUCUUCCAGCCACUCAAGGAGCGGAACUACCACAUUUUCUACCAGCUCGUUGCCGGUGCCGACGAUGCCAUGCGGACCGAACUCGGUCUCAUCCCGGUCGAGCACUUCGAUUACUUGAAUCAGGGAGGCUCGCCCGUGAUCGCCGGUGUCGACGAUGCCAAGGACUUUGCAGAGACGCGUUCCUCGCUUGCACGUUUGGGAGUCGCGAAUGAGAUGCAAACGGGCAUCUGGCGGAUCUUGGCUGCUCUGCUGCAGAUCGGUAACAUCAAGAUCGCGGCUUCGCGUAACGAAUCACAAUUGGCGGCUUCAGAACCGGCGGUCGUCAAGGCUUGUGAGUUGCUCGGCAUCGACGCAGCGGAGUUUUCAAAGUGGACCGUCAAGAAGCAGCUCGUCACUCGCGGAGAGAAGAUCGUCUCCAACCUCACUCCCCAACAGGCCACGGUUGUGCGAGAUUCCGUCGCAAAGUACAUCUACUCUUCAUUGUUCGACUGGCUUGUCGAGACCAUGAAUGCUUUCCUUGCAUCCGAAGAGGUUUUACAGCAGGUUCAAUCGUUCAUCGGUGUACUGGAUAUCUACGGUUUCGAACAUUUUGCCAAGAACAGCUUCGAGCAGUUUUGUAUCAAUUACGCCAACGAGAAGUUGCAGCAGGAAUUCAACCAGCACGUCUUCAAGCUUGAGCAGGAGGAAUACUUGCGUGAGGAGAUCGAUUGGAAGUUUAUCGAUUUCAGCGACAAUCAGCCGUGUAUCGAUCUCAUCGAAGGCAAGUUGGGUGUCCUCGCGCUCUUGGACGAGGAAUCUCGAUUGCCCAUGGGCACGGACGAGAGCUUCGUGAACAAGUUACACCACAACUACGCCAACGACAAGCACAAGUUCUACAAGAAGCCUCGAUUCGGCAAGAGCUCCUUCACCGUCUGCCAUUACGCCGUGGAUGUCACGUACGAAAGCGACGGUUUCAUCGAGAAGAAUCGCGACACUGUGCCUGACGAGCAGCUCGAGGUGCUGAAGAACAGCUCAAACACCUUCUUGGGAGAGGUUCUGGAGGCGAGCGCACUCGUCCGGGAACGGGACACCACCGCCAUGGCACCAAAGGCUAACGGCGCGCCGAAGCGGAGUGGACCCAGUUCUGGACGCAAGCCCACCCUUGGAGGCAUCUUCAAGAGCUCGCUCAUUGAGCUGAUGCACACCAUCGCUUCGACAGAACCUCACUACAUUCGUUGUAUCAAACCGAACGAGGGCAAAGAGGCAUGGAAAUUCGAGGGACCCAUGGUUCUGAGCCAACUUCGUGCUUGCGGUGUCCUCGAAACCGUCCGUAUCAGCUGUGCUGGUUACCCUACACGAUGGACCUACGAGGAAUUCGCCAUCCGCUACUACAUGCUUAUCCACUCCACACAGUGGACCGCUGCCAUUCGGGAUAUGGCCAAUGCCAUCCUGAAGAAAGCACUCGGCGAGCACAAGGCAGACGGAACUGACAAAUAUCAGCUUGGUCUGACGAAGAUCUUCUUCCGUGCUGGUAUGCUCGCCUUCCUCGAAGAUCUGCGCACCAACCGCCUGAGCGAUGCGGCGAUCAUGAUCCAAAAGAACCUCCGCGCGAAAUACUGGCGUCGGCGGUAUCUUGAAGCCCUCAACAGCAUCCGGACUUUUCAGGCCCUCUCCCGCGCGACCAUGGCCAGGAAAAGGGCAGACGAAGCUCGACGACAGCGAAGCGCCACGACCAUCCAGCGCGUCUGGCGCGGACAGAAAGAACGCAAAAGGUUCCUACAGUUCCGCAACGAUUUCAUCCGCUUUGAAGCGGCGGCCAAGGGCUGGAUUUGCCGAAAGAUGAUCCUCGACAAGCGAUACUCCGAUGCCGCCCGCGUCAUCCAGCGCUCGUGGCGAUCACACCAGAGCAUGCGGACCUGGCGCGACAAGCGCCGCAAGGUCGUCCUCAUCCAGAGCUUGUGGCGUGGUAAGACCGCGCGUCGCGGCUACAAGACUCUCCGUGAGGAGGCCCGUGAUCUUAAGCAGAUCUCGUACAAACUUGAGAACAAGGUCGUGGAGCUCACCCAGAGCUUGGGAACCAUGCGGAACGAGAACAAGACGCUCAAGGGCCAGGUGCAGAACUACGAGAACCAGCUCAAGAGCUGGAGAGAACGCCACACUGCUUUGGAGAGCCGUACAAACGACUUGCAGCGCGAGGCCAACCAGGCUGGUAUCACCGCCGCUAAGCUCGACCAGAUGGAGGCCGAGAUGACUCGUCUCCGUGCUACAUAUGACGAGAGCACCGCCAGCAUGCGUCGUCUGCAGGAGGAGGAGAAGGCCCUCCGCGAGAGCUUGCGGGUCACAAACCAGGAGCUCGAAGUCACACGACAGAGCAAGACUGUCAGCGAGACCGAGAAGCUCAGCCUUCGUCAACAGCUAGCCGACCUCCAGGAUCAGCUUGAGCUUGCCAAGCGUGCUGCACCCCUCAACGACAUGACCAACAGCGUUGGCAUCAACACUCUGGGUGGCCAAGCUUCAGGUCUGAUCAACUUGGUCGCAUCCAAGAGGCCGAAGCGUCGCAGCGCUGGCCCUGAGCAGAUCAACCAAGACCGCUUCAGCGGUGCGUUCAACCCUCGGCCUGUGUCCAUGGCCUUUGGCGCGAUGAACACUGCUCACGCCUCUACCUUGUCAGGCUCGACGUUCAACCCUGGUCUCGAGAAUGUCGAGAUGGAGCUUGAGAACCUCCUCGCGGACGAGGAUGGCCUCAACGAUGAAGUCACCAUGGGUCUCAUCCGCAACCUCAAGAUCCCCUCGCCAGCUUCAACUCCCCCACCAACGGACAAGGAGGUUCUCUUCCCGGCGUACCUCAUCAACCUCGUCACCAGCGAGAUGUGGAACAACGGUUUCGUCAAGGAGUCCGAGCGCUUCCUUGCUAACGUCAUGCAAUCCAUCCAGCAGGAGGUCAUGCAGCACGAUGGAGAAGAGGCCGUCAACCCCGGUGCCUUCUGGCUGUCGAACGUCCACGAGAUGCUCUCCUUCGUCUUCCUGGCCGAGGAUUGGUACGAGGCGCAGAAGACGGACAACUUCGAGUACGACCGCCUGCUCGAGAUCGUCAAGCACGAUCUCGAGAGCUUGGAGUUCAACAUCUACCACACCUGGAUGAAGGUCCUCAAGAAGAAGCUGCACAAGAUGAUCGUCCCCGCCAUCAUCGAAUCGCAGUCUCUCCCUGGCUUCGUCACCAACGAGUCUAACCGCUUCCUUGGCAAGCUCCUGCAGACCUCCAACGCGCCCGCCUUCAGCAUGGACAACCUCCUCUCGCUGCUGAACAACGUGUUUAAGGCGAUGAAGGCCUACUACCUCGAGGACACCAUCAUUGUCCAGACCGUCACCGAGCUCCUCCGCUUGGUCGGCGUCACCGCCUUCAACGACCUGCUCAUGCGCCGAAACUUCCUCUCGUGGAAGCGCGGUCUGCAGAUCAACUACAACAUCACCCGCAUCGAGGAGUGGUGCAAGUCCCACGAUAUGCCGGAGGGCACCUUGCAGCUCGAGCAUCUCAUGCAAGCCACGAAGCUGCUCCAGUUGAAGAAGGCUACGCUCAACGACAUAGAAAUUAUCCAGGACAUCUGCUGGAUGCUCUCCCCCAACCAGAUCCAGAAACUCCUCAACCAAUACCUCGUGGCGGACUACGAACAACCCAUCAACGGCGAAAUCAUGAAAGCCGUCGCGUCGCGCGUCACCGACCCCAAAUCCGACGUCCUCCUCCUCCAGGCCGUCGACAUGGAAGACUCCGGGCCCUACGAAAUCGCCGAGCCCCGCAUCAUCACCGCCCUCGAGACCUACACCCCCUCAUGGCUCCAGACCCCGCGCCUGAAACGCCUCGCCGAGAUCGUCAGCGCCCAGGCUCAACCUACUGGCCUGGGCUUUGUCAACGGCAAGGGCGAGGAGAGCCUGGACGUCUUCGAGGGCCAGUGGCCCGCGGUUCCUAAUGGUAAUGGCCGGAAUGGCUACUCGAGAGAUGUCGUCAGCGACGAGGAAGACGACGAGUGA
Dissoconium aciculare CBS 342.82 is the source of this 4803-nucleotide messenger RNA. RefSeq lists its product as uncharacterized. Gene Ontology annotation, molecular function: microfilament motor activity; actin filament binding; ATP binding. The transcript has 4 exons. Lineage: Eukaryota; Fungi; Ascomycota; Dothideomycetes; Mycosphaerellales; Dissoconiaceae. The record is from RefSeq and is a predicted model, not a curated record. Gene Ontology annotation, cellular component: myosin complex; vesicle; actin cytoskeleton. Gene Ontology annotation, biological process: vesicle transport along actin filament; actin filament organization. Bases 1 to 4803 code for a protein of 1600 amino acids.